Molecule: messenger RNA, 495 nt
Organism: Brassica oleracea var. oleracea
Lineage: Eukaryota; Viridiplantae; Streptophyta; Magnoliopsida; Brassicales; Brassicaceae
Product: tubulin alpha-3 chain-like
Exons: 4
Coding region: 1-495 (164 amino acids)
Biological process (GO): microtubule cytoskeleton organization; mitotic cell cycle
Cellular component (GO): cytoplasm; microtubule
Molecular function (GO): GTP binding; structural constituent of cytoskeleton
Source: RefSeq, a predicted model, not a curated record
AUGAAACACCAAAUGUAUGUUCCGAAAGAAGACGCGAAGAACCUGAUCAUAGCUUUGUUUGGGUUCCUUGGUGGUGAUACUACGGUUGAUGCUUUAUUCGUUGAUCUCGAGCCCACUGUUCUCAAUGAAGUCUGUGCAGGAACUUACCGUCAGCUUUUCCCUCCUGGGCAGCUUAUCUCUUGGAACAACUUUGUCGAAGGCUAUUAUACUGUUGGAAAGGGUAUUGUUGACCUUUGUCUUGAUGGUGUGAUAGAACUUGCAGGCAACGAUAGUCACUUGCAAGUGUUCUUUGGGUUCUGGUUUAGGAUCUCUGUGUUCGAACGUUUGUUUGUAGAUUAUGGACACAAGUCUAAACUUGGAACCACCUCUUAUCCUCUGGUUUCUACUGCUGCUAUAAAGCCUAACAACACAGUUCGCUUGCCGCAUUCUCUACUUGGAAAAUCCCUCCAUUUUACUAAAUUUUGCGAGCUCAAUCUUGCGGUUGUGGUGCGCUGA